AUGACUUCUCUUGGGGUUUCCUAUCCAAGCACGACACCAAAGGCCACGAUGAUAGUCAGCAUGCUGCGGGAAAAGGGGAAGGCAACAGAGUUCUGGGACUCCGCUGACACAAUCUUCACGAGCGUAGGGAAGGUGGAGGCAGGGACGGAAGCGGCGGCGACGGUCGUGGGGAAGGCUUUAGACACGGGGACAAAGGCCUAUCACGUCCUUCCCCACUUCUUCGAAGUGGACCUCGUUACUGAGUUCCCCCCGCCUCUGAGCGGCGGGGGAAAACAUCUCAAAUUCUACAUGUUUGAGAUCCCCCAACCCGCCUCCGUCAAGCUUAACCAACUCCGCCCCGGCGACCCCCUUUUCCACAUCAACCCCGAAACAGAUGAUCUCAUCGGGGCGUGGAUGAUGACGGCAGUCGGCAUUCCGCCAAACAAGGACGGAAGUGAGGUCACAGAGGAACUUCUGUCCGUAGCUCCGCGCGCCAUCCGCUACCACGUCAUGGAGCAUAAGCCGGGAGCCCCGGGGUUGGGGGAAGGAAAAUACACGAUGCGCGAGCUGCGCGCGCACGUGUCCCCUGCGGCCAUGUUCGGGACUCCGGCGUUAUACCCCAUCAAGACGCGACGAGGGCCCCUCCAGAUCAGCCUCUACUCGAAGUGCUUCAGCAUGCUGGCUGGACGGCUUUUCCCUGAUCCCUCAGCUCUCAUCAAAGACGGGAAAAACAUCCAGCCUCUUCGUGAUUUCGUGCACUUCAACCCUGAUGAACCGCUGCCGGAAAGUCCGGAGCAGCCGGGUAAGUCCACCCGGAAAGAGAAGAGAGAACAAACACCCGGACCCACUGCACGAGGUUCCGCGGCCGUGACCGCGGCCGCGAUUGUGGCCGCAGCGGGGCCAACGGUCACGCCUGCCUCGGGGAAAGGACGGGCAGAGGGACCAGUUAAAGAGUCGGGCGCAAAGAGGGUUAGCGACUUGAUCGCGGCUGCGACGUCGGUGUCGCAAGACCUCGCGCUCUUGUUCCUCUGCGUGCAGACGGAACUGGUGCAGGGUGCCCCGAUCGGGGCCAGUUUGGCCCCUUUUUGGAACAUGAUGAAUCUCCCCGAGGACGAGGAGACGGAGUCGGAAGACGAGGAACAGCAGCGGAGCGGCGGCGAGCCACUUCACCCCGGGGUUUCGCAACACAGCACGCAGGAACAAGGGGGUGGAGGCGGAACCAGGGCCCGGGGAGCAGGGUCGGGGCAAAGAGGUGGUCCGAAGCAAGCGCAUGCGCCGCUUGGGGGAAGACAGAAAGAGCUUUCCCUCUCCCCAACGUGUUUCCCCACGACCGCUCCCCGACGCCGAGACGCAUGA
Klebsormidium nitens is the source of this 1335-nucleotide messenger RNA. NCBI's taxonomy places the organism in Eukaryota, Viridiplantae, Streptophyta, Klebsormidiophyceae, Klebsormidiales, Klebsormidiaceae. The record is from the annotation of a GenBank genome assembly.